GGCGGGGCAGCGCCCGGAGCCAGCCCGAGCCCGGCGGGGCAGCGCCCGGAGCCAGCCCGAGCCCGGCGGGGCAGCCGCUCCGUCCCGGACAGACGUCGCGGUGCGUGCGGACACGGACACACGCGUUCAGAACACACACGUUAAACCUGCCCCAAUUAAGAUAAACAUCUCUGAUUUGGCUGCAGAAGAGAAGACCUGGAGGAGAAAGUGCUGCCAGGACAUGUCACAUGCCAGGAACUCUGGGAUAUGCUAUCCCAUGUCUCGUGCCUGCUGUGGACUGGGGCAGGAGCACUGAGGAUUCAGCUGCAUAGCUGUGUCAGGGCUGUACAGCUCCGCUGACAGCAGGCUCGUUCUGCUGGAGGACUUCAGAGAAAGGUGUGAAGAAACCUUGCCCUGUCUGCAAGGCCUCUGGUGUUGCAAGUGCUUUUUUUGCACAGAGGCAGCCAAGUGCUGCAUCUCCACUUCGAGGGACUGGGAUGUGAACUUGCUCCAGUUCAGCUUCUGCUUUGGUGCAGCUUCCAUUUGGAAAUCUCCAGAAUCUGCCCUGUGACUCUGAGACCUCAGCUGGAUGCUUUUAUACUUCUUCUCAUCUUACCUCAAUACCUCAAGACAUCUCUUUCAAAAUCAUUUGUCGUUUGAGCUCUGCUGUGUGACAGAUGCAGGGGCUUUGAUCCAGGAUGAACGAAUGCUACUAUGACAAGCGCAUGGACUUUUUCUACAACAGGACAAAGACAGACACGGCGGAUGAGUGGACAGGACCGCAGCUCAUCGGUGUUCUAUGCUUUGGCACCUUUUUCUGCCUCUUCAUUUUUAUUUCAAAUUCAUUGGUCAUAGCAGCUGUGGUGAAGAACAAGAGGUUUCAUUUUCCCUUUUACUAUCUUCUGGCCAACUUAGCAGCCGCAGACUUUUUUGCUGGAAUCGCCUACGUGUUCCUGAUGUUCAACACGGGCCCGGUGUCCAAGACGCUGACGGUGAACCGCUGGUUUCUGCGCCAGGGGCUGCUGGACACCAGCCUGACAGCGUCCCUGGUGAACCUGCUGGUCAUCGCCGUGGAGCGCCACAUGUCCAUCAUGCGCAUGAAGAUCCACAGCAACCUCACCAAGAAGAGAGUCACCUUCUUGAUUAUAUCCAUUUGGGCCAUUGCUAUUUUCAUGGGUGCUGUCCCGACCCUGGGCUGGAACUGCCUCUGUGACAUUACUGUCUGCUCCUCCCUGGCACCCAUUUACAGCAGAAGCUACCUGGUGUUCUGGAGUGUCUUAAACCUGGUCGUCUUCUUCAUCAUGGUGGUGGUUUACAUAAGAAUCUACAUGUACGUCCAGAGGAAAACCAACGUCCUGUCCUCACACACCAGCGGGUCCAUCAGCCGGAGGAGAACCCCAGUGAAGCUCAUGAAGACUGUCAUGACUGUCCUAGGUGCCUUUGUUGUCUGCUGGACCCCUGGCCUGGUUGUCUUAUUGCUGGAUGGACUGAACUGUACUGAUUGUGGGAUUCAGCAUGUUAAAAGGUGGUUUCUUCUCCUGGCCCUGCUGAACUCUGUCAUGAAUCCAAUAAUUUAUUCAUACAAAGAUGAUGAGAUGUGGGCUACCAUGAAAAGGAUGAUUUGCUGCUCCUCUGAGGAUAAGAGCCAGGAGAGACGCUCGUCUCGCAUCCCCUCGACAGUUCUCUGCAGGAGCACGGAUAUCUCAGGCCACUACAUUGAGGAUGGCAUCAUUCAAGGGACAAUUUGUGGAAAAGGAGAUCUUGGUGACAAAGGAAACUCCUGAGCUAUGCAAGGGACUGGCUUGGCUGGAAAAGGAGAGGGGGAAGGGAGAGGUUUUGUAAGAGGAGAUCGACUGGCAAAGCUAGUAAACAAUAUAUCCACUUUGUUCCAGAGCCUCAACUCCAGUGUUAACAAAAGUUCUUAUAAAUAAUUGCCUGAUGGAAAAACACUUUGUAAUGAAGAAAACUUUCUGUACUGCCAUCCUUUUUGUCUUUCAAGUACAUGAAAUUGUUUUUUCAUGUGAAUGGAAUAAAUACCUCUCAGAGACUU
Messenger RNA from Passer domesticus (house sparrow), 2029 nucleotides. RefSeq names its product lysophosphatidic acid receptor 3 (gene LPAR3). Gene Ontology annotation, biological process: regulation of metabolic process; adenylate cyclase-activating G protein-coupled receptor signaling pathway. Bases 678 to 1763 code for a protein of 361 amino acids. The transcript has 4 exons. The record is from RefSeq and is a predicted model, not a curated record. Gene Ontology annotation, cellular component: cytoplasm; plasma membrane. Lineage: Eukaryota; Metazoa; Chordata; Aves; Passeriformes; Passeridae. Gene Ontology annotation, molecular function: lysophosphatidic acid receptor activity.